Marchantia polymorpha subsp. ruderalis is the source of this 4740-nucleotide messenger RNA. The record is from the annotation of a GenBank genome assembly. NCBI's taxonomy places the organism in Eukaryota, Viridiplantae, Streptophyta, Marchantiopsida, Marchantiales, Marchantiaceae.
GCAGAGACAGAACAUAGCGAAAGCGUUGGGGGCUCGAAGAAGGCUCGAAGAAGAGGAAGGCGGAGGAGGAAGAAAGGCGUGAGACGAAUUGGCACGAGACCACGAGGCAGGGGACCACACGCAGCGCAAGUCUGGCUGUCUGUCUGUCUGUCUGCGAGGGAAGGAUCUCUUGCACGCUCGAAGGAGGGGAGGAGGCGAGUCGAGGCAGAGGAGGACGAGGAGGGCGAGCGACGACGAGAGAAGAGCGAAGAGCGAAGAAGACGACGACGACGACGAUGGUGGUGGUGGUGGUGCUGUGGAGGUUUAGCGUGCAGCGAUGAGAGGCUCGGGAGAGGAGGAGGAGGAGGAGUAGGUAUAGGUUACGUGCGAUCGGAGGAUUAGUGGGGCUGCUGUUGGGCUCGGAAGGGAAAGAAAACGGCUGCGGAUUGGUGGUAGGAGAGUAGAGCAAGAGGAGGGCAUUUUAACCUAUACGCGAGAGUGUGGAGAACGAGACAAUUUGAAUGGUGCAGCUGUGGAGGGAAGUGGAAGACGAGGUCCGAGGAGUCGAAGAGUUCUGGUAGUGUGUGUCGGCAGGAGGAGGAUACGGUGUUUGCGUCGGUCGCCGUUGUGGGUUUCGCUGUGUUAGCUUCGUUUGCAUUGCGGGAAGAAAGAGGAGGAGGAGGAGGAGGAGGCAGAGAGGUUCGAGGUUUGCCCACGCUCGUACCGUAUGUGCGGCAUGUGAUUGAGGACGACAGUGGGUUUUCUCGCUCGAGAGCCUCGGUCGCUUGUCUGUAUUUCGUGUGGUCUCUCUCUGCUGACGGCAGGGUUCUGCUGUGAGUGGGUUUGCCAUCAGCUCUUGCCCUGUAUCGAGGCUUCGGGAGUUAGGCUGUGCCGUCGAUUAAAAAUAGGUGCAUGACGGGGGCGGGACCUUCCUCAGAUGAUAGGCCUCCGAGGCGUCCCACGCGUGCAUGCACUGCACGCACCCCCGCCAGGCUAGCACCUCCAGCACCGGUGCCUUCGAGAAAGGUCACCUCUCUGAAGAAGUUCAAUGCUGCUGCCGCCGCCGCCGCGGCUGCUCCUAAACCUUUGACGGAACCUUUCACCCCGAUUGUAUUGUCACAGCCUCGUUUGCCAGCUCAAGAGGACCGAUGGCAAUUGCGAAACAUGUGGGAACUGGCUUCCGUCCUUCACUUUCUCCAUGUUUUCCGUCCCGUUUUAAAGAUUGGGGAUGAUUUCACAGCAGAUGAAUUGGAAACCGCAUUGCUCACGCCCAAUAAUAGAUUGGGUAAUAUACAUAUCAUACUCUUGAAGGCAGUUCCUCCUGUGCACAGAAGUCCAUUGAACCUCGACACGUGGGUGACUGUUCUCACAAAGAAGCUCCAAAACUGGUGGCCUUGGGUGGCAGAAGGAGCUUGCCCACUUGUUCCUGCUCAUGGACAGGAGAUCGCAACCUACAAAGAGUUUGAUCCAGGAACCAGAUUGACAAUUUUGAAAGCGUUGUGCGAGAUCCGCCUUGAUCAAGAAGAUACGAGGACAUUUCUGGAGCAGAGUCUCAAACAAGGACAACCAGUCACAACCUUUCGGAAGGAGCGAAUAGGAGCAGAUAUGUACGGGACAACAUAUUGGUACUUUGAUGACCCUGCUCUCGGGCACAGGCUAUGCAGAGAUACCCGUGUCGACGUUAAAGUGAAGGGCAGAGUUCGUGCUCGAGAUUAUCCACCUCCUGUUGCAGGCCAGUGGGAGAUAGUUGCGACAAAUUUCGAAGAAUUCACUUACGUCGCGGAGAAAUUGUCCUCAAGCUCAAAUCGACUGGAGGCCGCUCUAGGAAAGAAAAUCACAUCUGAUAUUCUUCCGGAUCUUGAAGAGAUGCAGAAGAGAAAAGAGCGAACCUUGAAGAAGCAGCAAAGGCAGGCGGUGCUGCUGGACAACCUUAUGCAGGGUAACGGAUUAGCAGCUGGUCGCUCUCGCAGGGAUCGUAAACCUGUGUCAUACACUUUUGAUGAUUACGACCGUUCAAUCAACGAAGCCAUCAAGUACACCAAGAAACGGCAACCAUCUCCAGAGACAUCACACCAACAUGAUGUGAGAGGUCCUUUUGACAGAACUAACGGCGCAAACGGCCACUCAGGCAGUACGGACAUGUUAUCUCCAGCAGAUAUGAAUGGUAACCACGCGCCUGAAACGGAAGGUGUGACCAAUAUUUCAUCAAGGAGGCGACUGUCACGCAAGUCUCAACGGUAUUCGGAGAGCGAAUACGUGCAAACUAUCUAUGACGAUGUAGACACAUCUAGCGAUGAAGAGAUUGAAGGAGAGGCAAUCUAUGAUGAUGCUUACUACAUCCGAGAAAAGAAGCGGAGGAAGAAAGCUGCAUCGAGUGAUGAAGGUGAUGAUGAGGAGUACAAGGAGGAAGACGAGGCUGAGGAGGCCAAUCUAGACGAUGAUGAUAUCGAAGAUAGUGACGAGGAUGACGAGGACGGUUACUAUCAAAACAGUAGAGUUCAACAGCAAAGGCGUUUAGGAAAGAGGAAGAGGAAGGAGCACAAGCUGAAAUCCGUAGAUGAACUUCAAGGGGGUGGAGAUUUGUCCUGGUCGAAAGGGUUGCGGCGCAGCAAAAGAGCCACGAAGAGUGCAGUCGAUUAUAGUAAGUACGACGAGAGUGAGUUCGAAGACGAGGAGAACGCUGGAGAGAUUAGAGAUGUCCAGGACAGGAGUAGAGCAAAGGGUUCUCCGCAUGAUUCCGAUGCCUCAUUCGGGCCAAGUGAUAACUCCCAUGGCAGACGAUAUAGCGAUGUUGACAGUGAGGAUUCUCCCGGUGUGAAGGUGAACAAACAGAAACUUGAGAGACUGAAUGAUCGGAAGAGUGUGGGACUGUCCCAACUUCAUGACGAGAAACCAAAUAGAGGUUAUGGAACGGGUCCAUCAUUUCAGCCACUCGGUCCGUCACAUUUAAGAGGAGAAUUGAACAAUGGAGCAAGUCAACCUAUUAAACAUCCGACGCAUCCAGAAGUAAAGCCUCAUCGGUUUCUGGAUUUGAACGUAGCUGCCCCUGCUGGUGCGGGAUUCGAGGAUUCUGGAGGCUGCAGUACACAGCCAUACGCCUAUGGACAGGGGGAUGACAGGUCUUUCCGUUUAAAAUCUUAUGAUGAAGAUGACGAUUACUUCGGAGAUGGAGGUAGAGUCGACGUUUCAGCUGGCUACGGUAGCAACGGGCUCACUCCAGGUGUAGCCCUUGGUGGUACUGCCAAGAGGGAGUAACAAUCUUUUUUCCUAUUCCCACGUAGUUCUACCUCACAGUCCAGGAGCCCUUCUGCUUCGGUCACUGGCCAUCCAAGACGCAGGUCUGUGGUCGUAAGGCCAUGGCAGCCUCCUGCGCUAGCACCUCUCUGGGUUGAAUGCGGUCUGCACUGGCAGUACACAGAGAGGAUCCGCCUGAUGUAGUUUCCCCUGUUCUUCCUUUUCAUCCCAUGUUCAUUUGCACGUCCAGGAUGGACGUGAGGUCUUCGGCCGUAAGGCUUUGACAUGCAAUGCGAUAUGGGAACAGACACUUUCACUAUUCGGAUCUAUCUGAGAGGCGAAAAUCUAAUGCAGGAACUGGUCUGUGAUACAGUUUUUCGAAGGCUAGGAUAGGCUCAGUUCAUCAGUACAAUUUCUAUCAUCAUGGUUAAUUACACCAUCCACCCAGGGCAUGGAGUCAAUGGCCACAAGGCUUUCGCAUGCACCAAUCUAUGAGUACAAUUUCUCCUUGAUACUUGCACCGGUCAUCCAGGGCGUGGGUUGUGGUUGUAAGGUUAUUGCGGACACUUCUCUGUGAAUACAAUACCUUCCCUUCGGAGCAGCUUCAUGGUCCCAAGACUUGGUUCAGCUUCUGUGAGUCUUAGAAGAUACCUUCCAGUCUGAACAUGGUAAGCUUCAUGCCAGGUCUUUAGCUACGUGGCCAUAUACUUUUGGAAGGGAGGAAUUUUGAGCAGUGUCAAUGCUCUUUGUAUAUCAUUAGUUCAUCAUCACCUGAUGUAGAGUAGAAUCCAGGUGUAUGCAACUGUAAAAUAUAUCACAAUAGGCGGUUAUCUCAUUCGAGGAUAUUGAUUCCAGCCAUUGCUGCGAAUUCAAAGGUGACAAACUGCUCUCUGUAUUUUGGAAUUUGGAAAGAGAUCAGGGACAUGACGUCAAUGAGUUCAUUUUGUUUUUCUGUACAAGGCCUUGAUGAGGGUCUACUGUAGUGACCGUUUUGAGGCCUUGUUUACAUCAUGAUGAUUCUGUUACGCAGUUUUAGGUCAUUGUUUCUUUAGCCUCAAGUGUUUCAGUUUCAAACUUGGAGGAUAAUAUCGUCAAGUGAGUGAUACUUCUGUUAGAGCAAGGAUGAAAGGUAGGCCUUUGUUCUAUGAUCUGCGCUGGUUCGAGUUUAUUGAUAAACUUGCUGUCUGUCAUCUCUUCUUCUUCACGUCACAGGUGAAUCCUUGAAAAUUUGUUCUCUGGAUCAUUGGAUAAGUUGAAGAAAAUUUAAACCCACUGACCUUUCUAACCAACCAUUCUUCAUUUGUAGAAAUUUUGACACCUAAUGAUAUUUUGAGACACGAAUAAGAGAUUCCGCGUUAACGGUUGCGAGGUCAACACGAGGUUCUCAGACUCUUCUUUUGUAAAACCGACAUUUCAUGCUCGCCCAGCCCCAGGUCAGAAUGUGAUGACACAUUGUAGUUUCUCUCACCUGUACAGAUUUCAAAUAUGAACCCAUCACUUCCUGAGGUACCAACGGGACCUGUCAUC